ACUUUUCCAAUACGACGAAAGUUGCUUAUGAGAUGAGCUACGACAGACGAGAGUUUCCUGCCGUCACUGUAUGUAACAGCAACCCAUUCACAGCAACCCGGAUGGCUUAUGAUGUUAACUUCACCAGUUUCUGGUUCCUUCCUCCCAACCUGACUGAAGGUAGCUUCUAUGAUGACUUCCAGGUGAGAUCAGAUGUUAGAGGAACUGGACAACCAAUUAGAGGCAGCCUAUAGCACCGGAAAUGUUGCUGAAUACAUAGCCACCUUGAAGGAACUGGAGACGUUAGUGGUGCAGCAGAAUAUUAGCAGCCGUGAGCAGCAGGCGUACUUCAUGAUGGAACUCUAUGGUCGGGAUCUAAACGAUACAGAGAUGGUUGGUCUUAGUCAGCCCCUCAAUGAACUGGUGCUGAGCUGUGAGUGGCAAGGCAAGCCGUGUCAGAUGUCAAAGCAUUUCUACGCAUUCUUUAACCCGACCUAUGGAAACUGUUUCACGUUUAACUCUGGUCUGAAUCCAAAUGCAUCAGAGUUGGAGACGGUCGAACAAGUCGGCGAGGACUUCGGACUCAGGCUGAUGCUGUUCGUGAACCAGGACGAAUACAUCGGGCCGAUAGCUAAGAGCGCCGGUAUCCGCGUCGCUGUGCACGAAGCACGUCAGUACUCAUGGCCCCUCAAUGAAGGCUUCUUCAUAAGUCCACAGGCAGAGACAUCCGUAGCCAUCUCACGGAAACUUGUUACGCGCUUGGAGUCGCCCUACAGUGACUGCGUGUAUGAGGAUGUGGGGAAGUACAGCUAUCUCACUUACUUUCCAGAAUACAGUUAUAGCAUGACGGGAGAUGCUCUACCAGCGCUCGGUGACGCAUGCUCAUUGGCCAGCUGUUGCUUAUGAAGCGACGUUAAAGGAGGAGUUGAAACAAUCAUUCGCUUCCAACGACUAUGUCUUGAAAUCUCUUUCUUCGGGUCCAUGUGCAUCAAGUUCGUAUGGAGGCAACGUUGGGUCCGACCUGUGUAAAAGAAAUAAAACGCGAGACAAUCCAGCAUGGAUGAGCAGUUUCGCCCGCCUCAACGUCUUUUUCCCAACUAUGGGCCACGAGAAAGUCAUUAUGGAACCAACAUAUACGGAGUGGAGUCUAUUGUCAGAGGUUGGAGGCACUAUGGGACUUUAUCUCGGAGCCUCGCUCAUCUCACUGGCUGAAUUCAUGCGGUUUCUAGCAUCUGCUGUUGGUCUGGUCGUCCCCAAAAAACCGGCCAAUGAAACCCCUGUGGUGUUGACUCAAUACAAGACCGGCCUGGAAAUGUGAUGGCUGACCUUUUACAAUAAUCUCAUGAGGAUAGCAUAGUGAAUAAAAAGCAUAACAUGCAGCGCAUUUCUGCAUCAUUGUUACCUCCGCGCAACGGAGUUGCAGGGAGGUAAUGUGAUCCCUCUCGUGUGAUGCAUUCGUGUGUGUG
This is a messenger RNA of Priapulus caudatus, 1445 nucleotides long. RefSeq names its product degenerin mec-10-like. The record is from RefSeq and is a predicted model, not a curated record. The coding region runs from base 193 to 885 and encodes 230 amino acids. Gene Ontology annotation, cellular component: membrane. Gene Ontology annotation, molecular function: ligand-gated sodium channel activity. The transcript has 9 exons. Lineage: Eukaryota; Metazoa; Priapulida; Priapulimorpha; Priapulimorphida; Priapulidae. Gene Ontology annotation, biological process: sodium ion transmembrane transport.